Molecule: messenger RNA, 775 nt
Organism: Choloepus didactylus (southern two-toed sloth)
Lineage: Eukaryota; Metazoa; Chordata; Mammalia; Pilosa; Megalonychidae
Product: cytochrome c oxidase assembly factor 3 homolog, mitochondrial
Exons: 2
Coding region: 46-366 (106 amino acids)
Biological process (GO): mitochondrial respiratory chain complex IV assembly
Cellular component (GO): mitochondrial inner membrane
Source: RefSeq, a predicted model, not a curated record
CCAGGGAGCCCCGCGGCCCCGGACUGGAAAAGGCAAAGCGGCAACAUGGCGGCGUCUGGAGCUGGUGACCCUUUGGAUACUAGAAAUGGAAAGGCCCCCUUUGCUCAGCGCAUCGAUCCGACUCGGGAAAAACUGACUCCUGCGCAGCUGCAAUUUAUGCGGCAGGUGCAGCUAGCCCAGUGGCAGAAGACUCUGCCACAGCGCCGGACCCGGAACCUCGUGACCGGCCUGGGCAUCGGGGCCCUGGUACUAGCUAUUUAUGGUUACACCUUCUACUCCGUGUCCCAGGAGCGUUUCCUAGAUGAGCUGGAGGACGAGGCCAAAGCUGCCCGAGCACGAGCCAUGGCAAGGUCGGCAGGCCCCUGAUCAGAAUGGGCAAUACCCACCUCCUGCCUGCUGGGGCCCCUUCACAAGAUGGAUGAUGCCACAUGGCCCUAGUAGAAAAUAAAGCCUACUCACAGCACUGCUGGCCUUCUUACUAAUCUUGGACGGAGAUUGAGCCAAGAAGCCAGGAACUUACACAUCUAUUGGUCCUUUUAAGGGAACAUUGCUCACCUCACACUCACUGUUUGCUAUGAACUGAGCUCUUCUUGUAGUUUGUUUCCUUGUUUGAAGGGUGUGCAACCCUGGCUUUUCACUUGCUUUCUGACUUUGUGGUUUGCCCAGGGGUGUAACUGUUAUGGGGGUGGGGGUGGCAGCUCUGGGCAGUGUUGGAGCCUGAGGUGGGAAAGAUGAGGUCAACUUGAGAAUAAUAAACUGAGUCAUAUCUCCAGGA